CCGACAUCUUGCCUUUUUUCCACCGCCCUUUCGCUGCCGGCCUCAGUACUCUAACGAAAGGAAUAUCAGCCAGUCAUUGAACGGGUACUUCCACACGACAGAUUGCACACACGCCGACAUGGCCAUCCGGUACAUCAUCCUGCUCUCACGCCAGGGUAAAGUGCGUCUGGCCAAGUGGUUCACUACGCUGUCGCCCAAGGACAAGGCCAAGAUCAUCAAGGACGUCUCACAACUGGUCCUGGCCCGCCGCACUCGCAUGUGCAACUUUCUCGAAUACAAAGACACCAAAGUCGUCUACCGUCGAUAUGCCUCCUUGUUCUUCAUUGCCGCCACAGACCCAACCGAUAACGAAUUGAUCACCCUCGAGAUCGUACACCGCUACGUAGAACAGAUGGACAAGUACUACGGCAACGUAUGCGAGCUGGACAUCAUUUUCAACUUUCAAAAAGCCUACUUCAUACUCGAUGAACUGCUACUGGCCGGCGAGAUGCAAGAGAGCAGUAAGAAGAACGUGCUGCGGGUGAUAGGAGCUCAGGACAGCCUGGAGGAUAUGGAAGUCGAGGACGAUGCUGUUACAAGAAUCGGCUGA
Molecule: messenger RNA, 589 nt
Organism: Zymoseptoria tritici IPO323
Lineage: Eukaryota; Fungi; Ascomycota; Dothideomycetes; Mycosphaerellales; Mycosphaerellaceae
Exons: 3
Coding region: 119-589 (156 amino acids)
Biological process (GO): vesicle-mediated transport; protein transport
Cellular component (GO): intracellular membrane-bounded organelle; AP-1 adaptor complex
Molecular function (GO): clathrin-cargo adaptor activity
Source: RefSeq, a predicted model, not a curated record